AUGGAGACCCUGCCAGGAGAUUUCCUCUGCUUUCCACAGCUCAACUCCUCCUGCAAGAAGCCUACUCAUCCACACACUGAGGCCAUGCUGAUCUAUGUGCUGCUUUCUUCCAUCUCACUGAUCACUGUCGUCCUCAACCUGCUGGUCAUCAUCUCCAUCUGCCACUUUAGGCAGCUCCACAGCCCCACCAACCUCCUCAUCCUCUCCCUGGCUGUCUCGGACCUCCUCGUGGGCCUCCUCCUGAUGCCGGUGGAAAUCCUCUACAUAGAAGCCUGCUGGUUUCUGGGUGACAUUCUGUGCACGGCGUAUUAUCUCGUAGACUACGUUAUCACCUCGGCAUCAGUAGCCAAUAUGGUGCUCAUAUCAGCUGACCGCUACAUAGCUAUUUGUGACCCGCUGCAUUACCCGACCAAAGUGACCACGAGAAGAGUGCAGAACUACGUUUGUUUCGGCUGGAUUUCGUCUGCUAUCUUCAGGUUUUUCCUUUUACACGAUCACCUGGAGAAACCGGGCCGCUCCAACUCCUGUUUGGGGGAGUGCGUGGUCGUCAUUAAUUAUGCUGCGGGAGUAGCCGACCUCGUGUUCACGUUCAUCAUUCCCAUCCUUUGCAUCAUAGUUCUGUAUCUGAGAGUGUUCGUGGCGGCUUUGUCUCAGGCCCGAGCCAUGCGGCCCCGCGUUGCGGCUCCGACGGCCCGACGGGCCGUGACGGCGAAGAAAAAAGAGAUGAAAGCCGCCGGAACCCUGGGUUUGGUUGUGAUUGUCUUUUUGUUCUGUUUCUGCCCCUACUAUUACCCCGCGCUGGCAGGCAAAGACACCUCAAUCGACGCCUCUUCCGCUGCAUUUGACAUCUGGCUGGCGCAUUUUAACUCCUGUCUGAACCCCGUCAUCUACGCCUUUUUCUACCCCUGGUUCAGAAAAUCCAUUCAGCUCAUCACGACACUGCAGAUUCUGAAGCCCGGCUCCUGUGAUGCCAACGUGCUAUAG
This is a messenger RNA of Pungitius pungitius (ninespine stickleback), 984 nucleotides long. RefSeq names its product trace amine-associated receptor 13c-like. Gene Ontology annotation, biological process: G protein-coupled receptor signaling pathway. The transcript has 2 exons. Lineage: Eukaryota; Metazoa; Chordata; Actinopteri; Perciformes; Gasterosteidae. The coding region runs from base 1 to 984 and encodes 327 amino acids. The record is from RefSeq and is a predicted model, not a curated record. Gene Ontology annotation, cellular component: membrane. Gene Ontology annotation, molecular function: trace-amine receptor activity.